Gavia stellata (red-throated loon) is the source of this 2482-nucleotide messenger RNA. RefSeq names its product microtubule associated serine/threonine kinase like (gene MASTL). Gene Ontology annotation, biological process: peptidyl-serine phosphorylation; intracellular signal transduction. The transcript has 9 exons. Gene Ontology annotation, cellular component: nucleus. NCBI's taxonomy places the organism in Eukaryota, Metazoa, Chordata, Aves, Gaviiformes, Gaviidae. Bases 17 to 2257 code for a protein of 746 amino acids. The record is from RefSeq and is a predicted model, not a curated record. Gene Ontology annotation, molecular function: ATP binding; protein serine/threonine kinase activity.
UCUGAAGCCAGACAAUAUGCUCAUUUCUAAUCAGGGCCAUAUAAAGUUGACAGACUUUGGGCUUUCCAGAGUUACUCUGAACAGAGAGAUAAAUAUGAUAGAUAUUCUUACUACACCAUCAAUGGCAAAACCAAAACAAGACUACUCGCGUACUCCAGGACAAUUGCUGUCUCUCAUCAGUUCUCUGGGCUUUUAUACUCCUGUUGGAAUGAAAAUGCCAGGGUGCAAUUCAAGUCAAUCAUCUGACAGUCUGCAUGGAGUGUUUUCUCCCUUACCUAUGGUCCAAAAGGAAAAUACUCCUCUUUCAACUAAAUUAUUCAAAACAUGUCUUGAUACUUCCCAGUUAACUCCUAUGAUGCCAGUGAGAAGUUUAACUCCUACUCUACUUCAGUCAAGAAAAAGGUUUGGUACCUCCAGUGUUGGUAGUCAGUCACACACAUAUCUGUCCAGUAUGGAAUCAGAAUGCUGCAGCAGCCCCAGGUGGGAGAAAGAUGUAGAGCAAAAUGAAGAUGAACUAUGUUCUACAACAGGCAAAACAAGUAACAGUGGGUCAGCUCUCCUUUCAAAUGUAGAAUUACUGAAUAGCAAAGGUAUUAAAGUUUUAAAGAAAAAAGAACUGGAGUCUGCCAUUUCUCCCAUCAGCAGCAAUGAUUCUGGCAGUAGGCAGAAGUUGGGAAGUGAACAUUCUGAUAUAACAGAUACUCCUGUGACCACGCUGGAUGUGAAAGGCAUAGUCAGAAAAUGCCUUUCUGAAAAUAAGAUUUGGGAAGAAAAACACCUCAUAAAUAAAAGAGAGAUGACUAAUGAAACAGCAGAAACUUCCAAUCAACAACAGUCACCUUCAAGUCAGAAUGAGUCUGUCAAGACUAUCAAAGAGGAAGAAAUUUUUGAAAAGCCAGGUGUAAAAAGAAGCUUUGAAUUAGUUGACACUAGUCCUUGUCAGGAAUUUAACUAUGUUAAAAAAAGCAAUGCAGAAUAUAAACGUGGCUGUCAGAUCUCAGAAUUUCUAGCAAACAAAAGGACAGGUUUGACAACAGAAAUUCAAUCCUUAAUGCUUUGUGAUGAUGGAUGCCUACAUGACACCUGCGAAAGCACGGAAGAAGUUAAGAGUUCUAUUGGUAACCAGCAAACAGAAAAAUCACUUACUCCAAUUAUAGCCAAAAAUCUUAUGUGUGAUCUGGAUGCAGACUAUGAAAAGGAUGAUAAAAAGGAGUACACAAACUCAAGUUUUUUAGGCACUGACGAUGGAAAACCUGUAGGCAUCCUCAGUGCAGAUUCUGACUUAUCAUUUGCUGAAAUGUCUGUUACAGAAAGCCAUUUAGAAAAGCAGCUUUUAGAUUUGGACAAAAGUGUUAAAGACCUCUCCUUUGAGGAACCAAAACCAGAAGGCAUGCUAAUAACAUCACCAGAGUCCCGAGAUGCCUCAGAAAAUGGAGAGGAAGGACAUGCUGUCCAGGACCACAAGCUGUUGCAUCAAGGAAAGGAUAAUGACCAAAAACACAUGAAAGAAACUUACCUUGACACAGUAUCUUCUCCUUCAGAAAAGAUGAUGGAAGCACUGAAUCUCUUAAAAAAAAGUGCUGUUGUUUUUCGAAGUUAUAAUAGUCCAAUUAAUAUAUCCAAUGUAUCUGAGCCAUGCAGCAUGGCUUCCUUAGAUAUAAUGGAUCUUUCACCUGCUUGUAGUGGCUCUUACCCAACAGCUAUUACUCCAUUACAGAAAGGAAGACCGUAUAGGAUCUAUCAGACACCUCAUCAGGGAGAUGCUGGCACACCAUAUAGGACUCCAAAGAGCGUAAGAAGAGGAGCUGCCCCAGUAGAAGGUGAACGCAUCCUAGGGACCCCAGACUACCUGGCACCUGAGCUGCUUUUGACAAAGCCUCAUGGUUCUGCUGUAGACUGGUGGGCCCUUGGAGUUUGUCUGUUUGAGUUUCUAACUGGAAUUCCACCAUUCAAUGAUGAAACACCAACACAAGUCUUCCAAAAUAUUUUGAAAAGAGAUAUUCCCUGGCCUGAGGGUGAAGAAAAGCUGUCUGAUAAUGCCCAAAAUGCAGUAGAUAUUCUUCUAACAAUUGACAGUACUAAGAGAGCUGGACUGAAGGAACUGAAACAUCACCCCCUCUUUCAUGGUGUGGACUGGGAUAAUCUACAGAAUCAAACUAUGCCUUUUAUACCUCAGCCGGAUGAUGAAACUGAUACCUCUUACUUUGAAGCUAGGAAUAAUGCUCAGCACCUGACUGUAUCUGGAUUUAGCUUAUAGCAUCAAGUGAGUUUUUUCCACGUUUUUGCACACUUACAGGCUGUCCUAUAACACUAGUUUGGUCUUAACUAAGUUUCCUUGCCAAAUUUAGAGUGUGUUUUAAGCUAUCAGUCUGUUUUUAUUAUUGUAUCCUUUAUUCUAAAGUGAAACUACUGUAUGAAACUUAGCUGGUAUCAAGUGCCUUCAUGCUACUUCUUAUCUCACUCACUGCACCUUACUAAGAGG